Messenger RNA from Linum trigynum, 2031 nucleotides. Lineage: Eukaryota; Viridiplantae; Streptophyta; Magnoliopsida; Malpighiales; Linaceae. The record is from the annotation of a GenBank genome assembly.
CCGCAAAAAUUGAAAUUUGCAACGGAUUUUAAACCAAUCAAAACGGAGCAAAAAAUUUCCAACGCAUCACCUUCCGAUUCGCUCAGAGCCACAAAAAACCACCAAGCAAAGCCGCCUCCGCCGCGGAAAAAUGGCUCCACCCUUUCCGCACUGUUGUUCUCUCCAGAGCAACACCUGUCUUCCAGGAGGAACAAGAGGGGAAAUAGGGAAAGAAAAAGAAGAUAGCUGCUGGGGAGGAGCAAAAAUGGCGAAAUUUACUCUCAAAGCUGAGAGCUUUUGCUCUUUCCUUCCUCAAACUACUACCACGGUCAGGAAAGCCUCCAACUUUCGGGAGAAUUCAGCCGGUGGUCGUCACCUUCAGAUGUCUCUGGCGAGACCCAGGUUUCGAGUCUCGUGUAGUAUCAGAGAGAAAGAGGGUGUGAAAAAGGAUGGGGACAAGGUUCCUGCUGUUGGUCCUUCUCAUCAGGGUGUUAAUGGAGUCCGAAUCAGUGAGUCUGAACAGGGUGGAGGUGGAGUGGGGUUUGAUUGGAAUUGGCCGCCGUGGAAGAAUCUUCCUGCGAGAUAUAAGCUUAUUGGGACUACUUCACUUGCCUUUGUUAUCUGCAACAUGGAUAAGGUUAAUUUGAGUGUGGCUAUAAUUCCAAUGUCAAACCAGUUCGGUUGGAAUUCAUCCACGGCUGGGUUAGUGCAAUCCUCCUUCUUUUGGGGAUAUGCUUUGAGUCAGUUGCCUGGAGGUUGGCUUGCCAAGAGAUUUGGUGGCAGAAAAGUUCUUGAGAUCGGAGUGUUGACUUGGUCAUUUGCUACAGCAUUGGUCCCUUUGCUUGCCGGAUUCAUGCCUGGACUUGUUUUCACUAGGAUUUUGGUUGGUAUAGGAGAAGGUGUUUCCCCAUCAGCUGCAACCGACCUGAUCGCCAGGUCGAUACCUCUACAAGAACGAUCACGGGCAGUAGCAUUCGUUUUCGGUGGACUGAGUGUGGGAAGCGUAGCAGGGCUAAUUUUGGCACCUGCACUCAUUCAGCAUUAUGGAUGGGAAUCUGUAUUUUACUUAUUUGGCCUAUUUGGAAUAGCCUGGUUUGUAGGAUUUCAGACUAUGGUCGAACAAGAAGCUUCAUAUGCUGAACCUGCUGCAAAUUCUUCAAAUCACCAAGAGGAAAAAUCACAGGGAUCUUCUCUAGCCGAGCUUGAUGAGUCGGUGAAGGAUGUGCCAUGGAGAGCAAUUUUCAAGAGCCCAGCUGUAUGGGCUAUGAUUUAUGCCCACUUUUGUGGGAGUUGGGGCCACUAUACCUGUUUGUCAUGGCUCCCUACUUAUUUCAGCGAGGCACUGAACCUAAACUUGACUGAGGCUGCAUGGGUGUCAAUUCUUCCUCCCUUGGCUUCAGUUUUCGUGACUAACCUCGCUGCACAAUUGGCGGACAAGUUGAUUGCUAGUGGAGUUGAAACCACAACGGUACGGAAGUUUUGUCAAACAGUUGGUUUUCUGGCUCCUGCGCUUUGUAUGAUCCCUUCCGCUGUCGAUUUAGGAUUGCCCCCAUGGGAAGUUGUGGGGAUUCUCACUGCUGGCUUGGCCCUCUCAAGCUUUGCCUUGUCUGGACUGUAUUGUACUCACCAAGAUAUUUCCCCUGAAUACGCAAGCAUACUCCUGGGUAUAACCAGUACUACUGGAGCUGUCCCUGGAAUUGUUGGUGUUGCCUUGACUGGCUACUUGCUAGAUACAACUCAUUCAUGGACUAUAUCGUUAUUUGCACCAUCCAUCUUCUUCUACUUGACCGGCACGAUUGUAUGGUUGGUAUUUGCCAGUAGUAAGCCACAAAAUUUCUCCAGUUGAGGACAUUGAUUGUCUCCUCAUGUAUACUUAGUAUAGGUAUAGUAUCAGUCUUUUCUCUGCCACUUUUUUUUGGCUAGAUCACCUGAAGGUUGAGCAAGUGCUCUGUCAGCCAGCAACCAAUAUGUAGUACCAUAUCUUUGCAUCUCAAUGUUGUAUCAUUUGUACAUUCUAUUGAAAAUCUGCAUUGCCACAGACCUUCAGAUUUU